Megalobrama amblycephala (Wuchang bream) is the source of this 975-nucleotide messenger RNA. It is a transcript of the gene mpzl2b, whose product is annotated as myelin protein zero-like 2b. Gene Ontology annotation, biological process: cell-cell adhesion. The transcript has 5 exons. Lineage: Eukaryota; Metazoa; Chordata; Actinopteri; Cypriniformes; Xenocyprididae. The record is from RefSeq and is a predicted model, not a curated record. Bases 278 to 802 code for a protein of 174 amino acids. Gene Ontology annotation, cellular component: membrane.
AGUGCAAACAGUGUGAGCGGUUUAACAUGGCUGCUGUGCUCAGGAGUUCCGAAGUUCAACCAAUACUUAUAUAUUGAGUGUAUACAGUAAGCUGCUUUAGAUAUAUAGUUAAAAGUACAUUACUAUCACAUAUAGGAGCUCGGAUAGUUUCUCUACAACUGUUCUUAUGAGCCGAAUCUGGAUUUACCUGUUUUCUGCGCUGUGCGCGCUGGUCUUGUCAGGUGACAGUGAAUGUACAUUUUAAUGGCAAGUUUAGGGUGUAUAUCAGGUGGAGGGAAUGGAGGUGUAUACAUCUUCAGAGUUGGAGGCAGUCAAUGGGACAAAUGUAUGUCUCAAAUGUACAUUUAAAUCUACCCAUCCACUCUCCGAAGAAAAAAUCUCUGUAUCCUGGAGCUUUCAGCCACUAGGAAAGACAGCAGCAGAAUCGAUUUUUCACUACCAGGGAAGUGCAUAUCCCGCACCAAAAGGCCUGUUUAAGGAUCAUGCUGUAUGGUCUGGUGAUGUAAUGAAAGGUGACGCAUCCAUCACGCUGCAGGAUGUGCAGUUCAGCUUUAAUGGUACCUACAGCUGCCAAGUCCGCAAUCCACCCGACAUCCAGGGCUUUGCAGGCGAGAUCAGCCUCAGAGUUGUUCAAAAAGUUUCAUUCUCUGAAAUUGGAAUUCUGGCUAUAGCUGUGGGUGGAUCCAUUGGCAUCGUUCUCCUCAUCCUCAUCAUCUAUAUCAUUGUGCGGGUAUUCCGGAGACAGGACAAUGACAUGGAUGUUGAGAUGGAGGACCACACAUCAAAGGAUCAAGUGUUGUGAGAGGGAACACCUGACUCUGGCUUUUAGUGAGGAGUUAAACAUGUAAUAAUAACAUAUGCCACAGUAUUCUCUAACUGUAUGAAAUAACACAAUAUCAAGAUGUCAGAUCUUACUUUUUACUAAUGAUAAUUUUACAGAGACUUUUUAGUAAUCAUUUACAUUUUUUUUUUUUU